This is a messenger RNA of Dimorphilus gyrociliatus, 1766 nucleotides long. The record is from the annotation of a GenBank genome assembly. NCBI's taxonomy places the organism in Eukaryota, Metazoa, Annelida, Polychaeta, Dinophilidae.
AUUGAAUAGUCAUAGCAACAAUGAUACUGCAACCUAAACAUGUUAAUACACACCAAUUCUAUCCUGAUAUUCAACAAAAACGACCACCAGAAAAGAAGAAACCAAUAUUUCAAACUGCAGUCGACGAGAGUGUAAUUAAAAAAGCUAAAGAAAAACAACCUAAUAUAUUUGCUCCAGAACAAUGGGAAGAAGAAAAAAAUGUUGGUUUAACAUCACUUUCAACUGUGUUAAAAGAAAAAUUACAAGCAGUUUGGAAAAAAGCUUUAGAAUAUGAAGAAGAAGGGAAAUAUGAUGAUGCUAUUUUGUUUUAUAAUAAGUGUUUAGCUGUUGAGCCUAAUUUCGAAGAAGCUUAUAGUAGAAGAUCAGAAUGUUAUUUCCAGUUGUGCGACUUCCAAUCGGCAUUGUUAAACUUGAAAAAGUGUUAUCUUUUAAAUCGAGAACAAAAAAAUUAUUCGGAUCGUCUUGCCUUCAUAUAUUAUUUCUAUGGACAAUGUUUAUUCGAUCAGAGAAUGUUCGUCGAAGCUCUAGAUUGCUUCUCAAGGGCGGCGGAAAUCAAGCCAAAUGUUCAGGUCUAUCACAUGAGGACUAUAGCUUGUUUGUCAGCCUUAGGAAGACAUGGCGAGUGUUUAGCCUUAUUAAAUAAGCAUUUAGAACAAGAUAGAGAAAAUCCGGAUUUGUUCGUUAUGAGAGCAAGGUUGCAUAACCGUUUCCGGAACGUUACAUUAGCUUAUUACGACCUCAAAGAUGCUUUAUCUUUAAAUGAGAAUCACGGUGAAGCACAAAAAAUGAUGGAUGAUAUGAAUAAAAAAUCAGAGCAGUUACACAUGGAAGCCAUUCAUUUGAAUAUCAGAAACAGAUUAAGAGAUGCUCUUCAAAAAAUUUCCCUAGCAAUAGAAACAAAUCCAAGCCGGAGUGAAUAUCAUCUAUUAAGGGGAACUUUACAUAGAAGACUAGGUGAUUUUAAUGCAGCAAUUGAUGAUUUUCUCUUGGCUCUGGACAAGAGUGGACAUAAUGAACAGUCAGCAGUUUACAAAAAAGCUCAAAGGCAGCUACUACUAACUUAUAAUGACUUUGCCGUUGAGUGCCUUACAAAAAAAUUCUAUGAGGAAGCCAUCAUACUAUUGAAUAAAGCCAUUAAGGGUGAAAAGACUGAAAAAUCUCUAUAUAUUAAUAGGGGAGAUUGCUUUUUCAAGCAAUCUGAAUUUACCUUCGCCCUCCAGGAUUAUCACCAAGCCUUAGAAUUAGAUUCGAAUAAUGAAGAAACUCGGAAGCGUAUAGGCCAAGUUGAAAAAGAAUUUGGACUGAUUGAAUUCGAAGAAAAAAAUUAUAGUCAAGCCGAAAUAAGGUUCAGUACAGCGAUAAAAUAUUAUCCAAAAGAAGGACAGUUUUAUAUUUGUCGAGCGAGAUGUAGGAAUUUACUAGAAAAGAAGGACGAGGCUAAAUUGGAUUUAACUAUGGCACUUCAUUUGGAUCCUGAGAAUGAAGAGAUAUUAGGUUUAAUGCCAAGGCUCUUUCCAGGAAAAAGUAUUAGAGAUGUCUAUGAUAGUAGGCUGGGAGAUGAAGCCCGCAGAAUUCUCACUGGGGGAGUUAAACCGGUAAAGAGGGAUGAACAAAGUCGUAAAAAGACAGUUUUCCCUGACUUUAUUGAGAGGAAGAGGCUAAACGAUGAAGUUACGAAAAUGCUUAAAGAACGACAAGACUUGACUGCUAAAGUUAAAUUAGGAGCGAAAACUUUUAAGUCAUUUCAAAAUAAUGAUAAAAAGUAA